Molecule: messenger RNA, 1422 nt
Organism: Fomitiporia mediterranea MF3/22
Lineage: Eukaryota; Fungi; Basidiomycota; Agaricomycetes; Hymenochaetales; Hymenochaetaceae
Exons: 3
Coding region: 43-1269 (408 amino acids)
Source: RefSeq, a predicted model, not a curated record
AAGAUUCUAACAACACUCGCUUAACAUUCGACACUCAUUACGAUGCGUGCUACGAGUCUUUUUGGUUUUACGCUUCUCUAUGUGCUACCGUUCGCUGCUGCGCAUGGAUAUGUUCGGUCACUCACUAUUGAUGGCAAGAAGUUCAAGGGUAACGUCCCGAAUGGCGCGACGAAUCCUAGUGUGAUCCGACAGGUUAAUAGCGUCGAGCCGGUGAAGGGCGCGACAAACAAGGCACUUAAUUGUGGUCCAAGCGCGAAGAAGGCUUCGUUACUCGCGGAUGCCAAUCCUGGAAGCACACUUGAGUUUGACUGGGCCGGCGGUGACGGUAGCAACUGGCCACAUAACAUUGGGCCUAUGAUGACUUACCUUGCCUCGUGCGGUGAUACGACAUGUGACAAGUUCGAUGGUAGUGAUGCGAAGUGGUUCAAGAUCGAUGAGGUUGGAUUGAAGGGAGAUAGUGGUAGUACUUGGUUCCAGCAAGACCUCAUGAAUGGCAAGACAGCCAAGGUUAAGCUCCCCAACAACCUUGCUUCCGGCCAGUACCUCGUCCGGCAUGAGAUCAUCGGAUUACACAUCGCCGAAAAGGAAGGAGGCGCUGAGUUCUAUCCCUCUUGUGCACAGCUCAACGUCGGCGGGAACGGUUCGGGUAAACCAAGCUCGAGCGAACUCGUCUCCCUGCCUGGUGCAUAUAAGGAUACUGACCCGGGUAUUUUGUUCAAUGCUUUCGACGGGAAUAAGAAGUAUACUUUCCCUGUACCGAAGGUUGCGGCUCUCGUUGGCGGUGAUAGCAAUACUGAUUCCGGGUCUGGGUCGGACAAUUCAGAUGACAACUCGACUCGAGCAAAUAACGUGGCUACGAACACUGCUAGCGGUGACGACGGCGCCUUGCCUACUGCUUCCACCGAGGACAGCUCUCCAUCCUCCUCCAGCUCGGGGAAGAACGGCGGCGGCAGUGGUAAGGGCAAUGGUAAAGGAUGCGGAGACGACUCCGACGAUUCUGGCUAUGGCUCUGAACCUAAGUCCAAGUCUUCUACUGAAUCGCAGACCGUCUCCGCAUCUGUCACUGCAACGCCCGCUCCGACUCCAACUUUGUCAUCCAACGUAGACGGACAGAGCGGACAAAACGGAUCCGUCCUCACGUCGUUCGCUACCACCUCAACCAUCGUCCUCGACUCCAUCCCCACCGACGCUGUUUCCGAGUCUCCGAAGCUCCGCCCUCGCCGCGUUAGCCGCGUGAUGCGACAUCUCCUCGCUCGAUCUUACCACUAAGCUUCUGACGCACAAGGCGCAAAUCGAUACGAAAUGACAGUCUAAUCGCAUUUUACACGUCCGGACGUGCUUUUCUUUGCUUUACUCUAUCUUAUCUUACCUUACUUUCCACUUUAUUUCACCACAUGGUGAUUCAGUGAAACACCCAGGCUU